AUGCUGACGUGGAGCAACAAUAAGGUUUCCGGUAAAAACUCGCAUGGUGGUGGUGUUGGUUGUGGAGGUAGUGGUGGAUGUGGAGGUUUUGAAGGAGGUGGUGGUGGUGGAGGUGAAGGUGGAGUUGGUGGUGGUGGAGGUGAAGGUGGAGUUGGUGGUGGUGGUUGUGGUGGUAGUGGUGAUGGUGGUGGUGGUGGUGGUUGUGGUGGAGGUGGUGAAGGUGGAGUUGGUGGUGGUGGAGUUGGUGGUGGUGGUGGUGGUGGCGGUGGCGAUGGUGGUGGUUGUGGAGGUAGUGAAUGUGGUGGUGUAAGUGGUGGAGUUGGAUGUGGAAGUGGAGGUGGUGUUAUUUUUUAA
Prunus armeniaca (apricot) is the source of this 354-nucleotide messenger RNA. Lineage: Eukaryota; Viridiplantae; Streptophyta; Magnoliopsida; Rosales; Rosaceae. The record is from the annotation of a GenBank genome assembly.